This is a messenger RNA of Dermatophagoides farinae (American house dust mite), 1366 nucleotides long. It is a transcript of the gene MED4, whose product is annotated as mediator complex subunit 4. Gene Ontology annotation, biological process: regulation of transcription by RNA polymerase II. Lineage: Eukaryota; Metazoa; Arthropoda; Arachnida; Sarcoptiformes; Pyroglyphidae. The record is from RefSeq and is a predicted model, not a curated record. Gene Ontology annotation, molecular function: transcription coregulator activity. Gene Ontology annotation, cellular component: core mediator complex; mediator complex.
AUUUGAAAGGUUUUUUUUGGAUGUGCUAAACUAUACUAUCAAAUGAUGAUAAUGAUGAUGACAAAUUCAUUCAGUCUAAUGAUAAUAGUCAUAUGAUCGAAAGAUGAUGAUUAAAAUUUUACAAAACCAUAUGAUGGGGAAAAAAUGGAAUUGUUUUGUUACAAAUUGAAUACGCUUGAAACGCCCCAUUCAUUCAAUCAUUGAUGAUGUUAAAAUCAUUGACAAUCAAAUAAUUACUGAUAUCAUUAAUGAAUUGGCAGAAAAUUCAAAUUAUCAUUACAAAUACGUACUAUAUUAAUGGCUCUCAAAAAGUGCUGUCAUUUUUUCUGAAGCUCAGGUGUUUUAUUUCAAAAUUUAAAUUGAAAAAUUUGAAUUUUAAAUAAUUUUUAUCGAAAAAACAUGUCCAUCUGUCCUCGCGAGCGUUUAUUGACAAUUGUCAAUGAUAUCGAAUUGAUAUCCAAAGAAAUGUUUGAACAUUUUCUUUUGCCAAAAUCUGCUCGAUCUAAUCUGAUUGAUCGUGUACAAUUAGCUGAAUUAUUAGUACGAAAAGAUCAAGAAUUACGUCAGGCAAUUAAAGCGGCUGAAGAGCAGGAAUUGAUACAAUCAAAAAUUGAUCAAUUACGUCGUGAAGUACAGGAUCAUGAUGAUGAAUUACAAAAAUUGCAACAAAGUUUCAAAGAAGCUGAAUCCAUAUUGUCGACAGCAAUCUAUCAGGCUAAACAGAAAUUAUCAUUAAUCAAGAAAGCUGAUUCACAUUCAAUAUCGAUUGAUGAGCUAAUAAAAUAUGCACAUAAAAUUAGUGCCGAUCAUUCGGUUGCAUCACCAUAUAAUUGGGAGAUUGGUGAUCCGCGACGGCCAUAUCCAACUGAUUUGGAAAUGAAAUCUGGCCUAUUGGUCAAUUCAAAUGAUGCUAAUCUAUCAAGUCUUUUACAGCAGCAGCAACAACAACAACAACAAUAUCAUCAUCAGAAUCAAUUACAAGAACAAUCAUCACAAUCGAUACCGAUGCGACCAUCGUCGGCUUCUAGUUCACCAUAUUCAUGGGCUAAUCAACAACAACAACAACAACAAUUUGCCACAGAUACAAAACCAAAUAUAAAUUCUAUUAAUUCAGGUGGUCAAUACGGGGAUUAUAGUGAUGUUAAAACACAACAACAAAGAGAUAAUGAUGAAGUAGAAGUCAUGUCCACUGAUUCAUCAUCAACAUCAUCGAGUGAUAGUCAAUAAAUGAAUUGAUUCGUUAUCAACAAAAAAAUUUUUAUUCAGAUUUCCAUUCACUUGCAUAAUCUUACUUUUCAUUCCAAUUUUUUCGAAUUGUAAAUAAAUUGAUGAUAAAUUGAAUAAAUCUUUCAAUUUUUAAUUGUAA